GAGUUCUCUCUUCCUCUCGCUAUUCAGGGCCCGCACGCCGCGGCAGCCACACAUAUCUGCCGGCUAGUGAACCGCGCCAACUAUCGAUACGUCGGGCCCAUCACUAUUUCUUUUUCGAAUUUCAAACGCUCUUUCUCGUGUGCCAGUAUGCUGUGCAAGAAUUAAUUAUAAAUUUAUUUUUAAAAGUGUAUUCUUCUUCCUUCUCGAUCUUUGUUUUUUUAUUGUGAAUAUGAUUAGAGAAAACUCUUUGGACGAUUUUGCAAAGGUUUAUGGACACAAGUUUAGUUUGAAUUGAAUUAAUAAGUGAAGCGUGAUUUCCAUAAUUCAGCUCAUGUUGAACGAAAAUAACCUGAGAAUGAAGAUGUCUGCUGCUGACAGCCAGGAGUCUGCCAGCCCCCCCGCCAGCCCCGCGUCCGCCGCCUCCGACCCGCCCACGCUGGUCCACAUCAAGCAGGAGGCCAUGGCCCCCGGCAGCGACCUCAAGGACUACUACACCAACAUAGACUUCACCCUCCCCGACUCAUACCUCAGCAAUUUCGACUACCCGCGCAACUUUCUCACAAGCACCCUCAACCAACGACUGCUGGACAAAGACACCAGCAAUGACGCGACAAGGGAAGACAACAAUGGAGAGAUGGAUGUGAAUUUGCCCGCGGAACUCGUGUAUAAGCGGGGAGGCGUGUUUGCGAAGGAGACGGUGCAGUGCGGGGCCAAGUAUGGCCCGUUUGUUGGUGUUUGGGAGACCCAACCACUGGACAGGCGGUAUGCUUGGGAGGUUAUUGGCAAAAACGGAGUUCGAGGAUGGCUCGACGGAACCACGGAGAAGAGUAAUUGGCUCAAGCUGGUCCGCUCUACGAACUACCCGCACGAUGUCAACGUCCAAUACUGUCUGGCGGCUGGACAGAUCUGGUACAAGGUGGUCCGGGACAUCCCGGCGGGCCACGAGCUGCUGCUGGAGCCGCGCAGCCCGCUGCCGCUGCACGACGUUCUGGCUGUCGCAGGACGUCAGAGUGCCAGUGUCAACUCCACCAGCAGCACCGAGUCCCAGCAGCGGUUUCUGUCCAUCACAGAGGAAGAAGAACGCGAGGACACAGAACAACGCUGCACCUUCUGUGAAGCACCAUUCCCUAACAUUGAUGCCCUCGACCGGCACCUGAUCCAAGCGCACGCGCAGCCGGGCGGCGCGUUCCCGUGCGAGCUGUGCGCACGCGCAUACAGCUGCCGCGCGCUGCUGCUGCGCCACCGCGCGCUCGCGCACACCGACAUACGGAAGUACCCGUGCGAGAACUGCCCGAAGGUAUUUACCGAUCCUUCCAACCUCCAGCGCCACAUCCGCGCGCAGCACGUGGGCGCUCGCAGCCACGCCUGCCCCGAGUGCGGGAAGACCUUCGCCACCAGCUCCGGGCUGAAGCAGCACACGCACAUCCACUCGUCAGUGAAGCCCUUCCAGUGCAAGGUCUGCUUCAAGUCCUACACGCAAUUCUCGAACCUCUGCCGCCACAAGCGAAUGCACGUCGCCUGUCGAGCGCUGGUCGAGUGCGGAAAAUGUGGCCAGUCCUUCACGUCAUACGCAUCUCUCACUAAACACAAGAGGUUCUGUGACACCGCAUCAGCAGCCAACGUCAACAUGCGAGGACAAAUGCCACAGGGACUACCGCAAAUACCAUCUCUCAGUAACGUUGGGAUGAAUUCUUCAAACAACCCCAAUCCGUUCCCCUUGUAUAGGCCAACUCUGCCUCUUCCGUACAAUACGUUUGCUCACUACCCAGCACUGUUCUCUGCAGCCGCUGCCGCAUGCCCACCAGAGUUCUUGAACCCACUUCUCUUUAACGUUCAAGGAGCACGACUGGCCAUGGAACAUGAUAUCGCUAUGUCAAACGCAAACCUCUUGUCCAAACAACAGGAAGGAAGAAUGUCGGUCAAAAGUAUGGAUAGCACCAACUCCCUUGAUGACAUGAAACAAAAGAAAGAUCUUGAUUAUGAUAGCAAGCGGGACACAGAUAACUCGGACCGAGCUACACCUAAAUCUCAAUCUGCAAAUGCUAAACCAUCACCACCAUCUGUGGAGGACACAUUAUCUCAGCCACGUCCUUCCCCACUUAUGGCUAUGCCCACCCCGAUAAUCCCAUACAAUUUCUCACGGGAAGACCUGAAGCGAAAGUCACCUUUUGAUUUUACCAUCAAACUGAACAAUAACGUGGAAAAGAAAAGACGGCAGUCACUUUCCCCGCCUCUCCCAAAAGACUUCUCAAAGAGCAACGAAAAUGACAGAAACUCCGAGUACUCGGAUAUUGAAGAAGAUAGUAAGAAAGAUCAAGGAGAUCAGCCACUUGACCUAUCAGUGUCGCGCAAGCACAGCGAUAAGGAUUCCGAAGCUGAUGAUCGUUCCUUUCGUAACUCCUCCAUCAAGUCGGAUUCUCCACCCGAGAGCCCCAUCGAGCCAGCAGAGAGGGACACUAAGACUCCCGAGAACGACACCACGGACGUCGAUGUGGAAGGAGUAGAGACCAAAAGAGAAGAGUCACCGCAACACCUCGUUUCCCCACCGCUAGCAUUCCCAAUGCCAGUUCACCCGCAACACAACAGUCUCAUGGAAAUGUAUCGCCCCAGAUUUCCGUCAUUUCACUCGGCGUCUGACUCGAUCCUGAACUCAUCUCACUCUCCGUACGUUCCGAGCCCGUUCAAUUUUUUAUCCCCACUCCUUGGCACCGACGGCCCUGAUAGACAGCCGGGGGCGUACGCGAAGUUCCGUGAGCUGGGCGCCGGGUCGGGCAAGUUGAGGGACCGCUAUGCCUGCAAGUUCUGCGGGAAGGUGUUCCCUCGCAGCGCCAACCUGACGCGCCACCUGAGGACCCACACCGGCGAGCAGCCGUACAAGUGCAAGUACUGCGAGCGCUCCUUCUCCAUCUCGUCCAACCUGCAGCGGCACGUGCGGAACAUCCACAACAAGGAACGCCCUUUCAGAUGUCCUCUGUGCGACCGCUGCUUUGGCCAGCAGACCAACCUGGACCGGCACCUGAAGAAGCACGAGGCGGAGGGGGGUGACUCGCCGAGCUCCGCGGACACUGAGCGGGAGGACACUUACUUUGAUGAUAUACGGUCGUUCAUGGGAAAAGUGACAUGCUCCCCGGGCGCGGGCACCCCGCCCGCCACGUCCCCGCACGCCCCGCACGCCCCGCACCGCCCCUCCGCGCUCGCCUGCUCCACAUAGCCGCGGGCGCUGCCCCCGCCCCCGCCGCUCUGGUCUCUCUUCUACGAGCAGCGCUGAGCGAGCCCUCGACACUCUCCAGUAGCAACUGAGAGCAAUACACGGCAGUAUUGAGUUUGUAAAAAACAUGACACUUUUACUAUUCUCUCUUAUUAUAAAAUUAGAUAAUUCAAAUGUAUUUAAAGUUUAUCGUCCUAUGUGAGGAGUUAUCUGAUUUUGUUCCUAUAUGUCUUUUUAGUAAUUUGUAUCAUCGUAUUCAGUAAUAAUAAGUAUUAUUGUACAUAUUAAUUUAAUAUUAUAUUGCAGUAGAGUUAUGGAAAUUGGCGUAUCUUGUAUUAUUAAACUUAAUGUGAACAUGACAUGUGUUUGGGAUUGUUUACACACUUUGUUAACAUUUUAUUGUACAAACACUGUUAAGUAUAGGGUGUAAGAGGCAUUUUAAUCUCCUACUUAGUCAAAAAUUACCAAAGUUUUAAAUUGAUAUAAAAAUUGGCUUCAGAUUUCGAUUUAUCUUAUCAUAUUUUUAAAAGUCAAUUGGUACUUUGUAUUAUAAAAUAUAAAACGAUAAGGGUUUUCUAGUUCAAGAAUAUUUUGUUAAAUUUGUUAUUUACGAAUAAUUACAUA
Messenger RNA from Plutella xylostella (diamondback moth), 3832 nucleotides. Its product is annotated as transcription factor hamlet. Gene Ontology annotation, biological process: regulation of transcription by RNA polymerase II. The record is from RefSeq and is a predicted model, not a curated record. Gene Ontology annotation, molecular function: RNA polymerase II cis-regulatory region sequence-specific DNA binding; protein binding; DNA-binding transcription activator activity, RNA polymerase II-specific. Gene Ontology annotation, cellular component: nucleus. Lineage: Eukaryota; Metazoa; Arthropoda; Insecta; Lepidoptera; Plutellidae.